Thamnophis sirtalis is the source of this 1212-nucleotide messenger RNA. RefSeq names its product potassium two pore domain channel subfamily K member 13 (gene KCNK13). Gene Ontology annotation, biological process: potassium ion transmembrane transport; stabilization of membrane potential. Gene Ontology annotation, molecular function: potassium ion leak channel activity; outward rectifier potassium channel activity. Gene Ontology annotation, cellular component: plasma membrane. Lineage: Eukaryota; Metazoa; Chordata; Lepidosauria; Squamata; Natricidae. The record is from RefSeq and is a predicted model, not a curated record.
AUGGCUCGUCGCGGUCUCUGCUCCUGUUCUUUGCCCAGCUUUGGCGUCCUCACCCAAGACACCGCCCGGUUCCUGCUCCUGGCCGUUCUGACUGUUCUGUACAUGGCUUGCGGAGCUGUCAUCUUCUCCACUCUAGAGCGACCCUCCGAGCUGGAAACCCUUCGGAAGUGGCAGUUAAAGAUUGAAAACUUCUCCCAGAAGCACAACCUGGCUUUGGCGGACCUGAAGGGUUUUCUGUUUGAAUACGAGGCUGCCUACCUGAUUGGUGUCCGGGUCAACGCGACGCGGCCCCAGUGGGACUUAAUAGGGGCCUUUUAUUUUGCAGGCACCGUGGUUUCUACUGUAGGAUUUGGCAGAACUACACCAACUACCCGAACAGGCAAACUUUUUCUAAUACUUUAUGGUCUUAUUGGCUGUGCAGCGGCCAUCUUGUUCUUCAACUUAUUCCUGGAGCGUCUGAUCGUAGUCAUAGCAUAUGUUAUGAAGAGUUACCAUGAGAGGAAGUUAAAACGAAAACUUCGUAGAGAUGUCCAGCAGGCUGAUAUUGAUGAAGUAGACAACUUAGCUAGAUGGAAGCCCUCUGUGUAUCAUGUCAUGCUUACCUUGUGUUUGGCAUCAGUCAUUGUUUCCUGUAGUGCCUCUGCUAUGUUCACGGCAACAGAAGGAUGGAGUUAUUCUGAUUCCCUUUAUUAUUGUUUUGUGACCUUCAGUACUAUUGGUUUUGGUGACAUGGUGAGUGGUUGGAAUCCACACUACAAAAAUCAACACCUUUAUCGGUUUGGCAACAGUGUUGUUAUACUCACAGGGAUAUGUUUUGUCUAUUCCUUAUUUAAUGUGAUCUCCAUUGUCAUCAAACAGUUCUUAAACUGGAUAUUAAAGAACAUGGGCAGCACAUGUCAUAAGUGCCAAAGAAAACUCUUGAGGUUACAGACAAAUGUUGUGAUGCCAGGGACUGUGUUGAGACAGCGCAACGUAUCAAUUGAGUCAGAUGGUGUCGACAGUGAGACAAGAGGAUCCAGUCGAUCUGCUGAAAUGUCCAUGAAAGACCUCUUAGCCUCUAACAAAGUAUCACUUGCUGUCUUGCAAAAACGAUUGGCUGAAAUUCCUCUUCACAGACCACCAGUCUCAUCUGCGAAAACUGGACUUGAAGGUGGAGUAGGUGCUUUGGGAAUUAUGAACAAUAGAUUGGAAGAGACAAGAACUGAUAAGUAA